Messenger RNA from Pyrus x bretschneideri (Chinese white pear), 2468 nucleotides. RefSeq lists its product as uncharacterized. The record is from RefSeq and is a predicted model, not a curated record. Gene Ontology annotation, cellular component: chloroplast. The transcript has a single exon. NCBI's taxonomy places the organism in Eukaryota, Viridiplantae, Streptophyta, Magnoliopsida, Rosales, Rosaceae. Gene Ontology annotation, molecular function: RNA methyltransferase activity; RNA binding. Gene Ontology annotation, biological process: rRNA methylation. Bases 225 to 2243 code for a protein of 672 amino acids.
UGUUUAACCUCCCCGCCAUCCUCACUCUUCAGCAAAGCUUCAUGGUGGUGGCUGGAACCGUUCAGGGAUACAAAGUCGUUUGAAGUGCGGAGAAGCUUCACAGUGAACCAAAAGCCUUCGACACUCUUCAGAAAUCGUUUUUGAAUCAGGUUUUUGCUCUUUCUCUGCAUCCCCUUUUAUGUUUUCGGAUCGAGUUUUCUGAAUUUUUGAAAAUAGAGAAUACAAUGUAUGCGAAUUUAGCAAAAGGCCAAGCAUUUCCCUUGGCAAUUAGGGUUUGUUCGAGGCCCAAAUCGUUUCACACCUCAAAGUUUCAAUCUUUACAAAUCGGGUCUCAUCCAAAACCCCCAAUAAACCUUAGGUCGAUCAAACUCACAAAACCAACAUGCGGGUUUGGUGAAAAAAAUUGUGGGUUGUCACAUUUGGUUCGUUUUUCAACCGGUUCGUAUUGUGAGAUUCUGGAAACUGGGGUUGUUGCAAAACCCAGAAGUGUUUCUGGUGGGUUUAGGAUUACAAGUGGUGCACAGAGUUGGUGUUUUGUAAGAGGUAGAGGUUUUUCGAGUUGCUCGGGUCAGGGAGUUGAUGGAGGGAGUGGUGUGGGUAGAGCUAGGAAAAGACUCCCGUGGUUGCCGGCAGCAAAAGCUAGGGGAGCAAAAGGGUUGGAGAAGGGAACUACGGCGAAGACAUCUGUUUCGUCUUGGGAGCAAUCUGCUAAGAGGUUAGAGGAAGUUAGUGAUAAUGGUUCUUGGGGAGAAGCGGAAAAGAGAUUAGAUGGAGAUAGUAGUGAGUCGUCUUGGGGAAAAUCGGGAAAUAGGUUAGAGGAAGAAACAAAUUCGAAAACUGGCCGUGCUCCUUGGGACGUGUCAAGAAAAAAUUACGUUAGGAAAAGUGGUCCAUUGCAGUAUGGGGGUAGAGAAGGUAGAACUGAAAGGGGAACUUCGGUAAAGGAUCGUCAGAGUGAUCACCGUGGGAGGGACAAAAGAUUGGACGAAGCCGAUACAGCAAAAAGUUAUGUUAGGAAAAGUGGUACAUCGGAGCAAUGGGGUAGAGAAAGUAGAACUGGAAGGGGAAGUGUGGUAAAGGAUCGUCAGAGUGAUUACCGAGGGAGGGACAGAAGAUUUGAGAAAGCUGAUACAGAAGGAGAUGUAGAAGAAGGAGAUGAACAAGAAGAAGAAAUGGAGGCUGUUGAUGAUCCAAGGUGGGAUCGUAUUCAAAACAAGUUCAGUGGAAUGGAAGAUGUAAAACCUGGACGUGAGAGACCUGAGUUUCGAAGGUGGAAUAGGCAGGAAGAUUGGGGUAAGAAGACAUGGAAAGAGGCUACUGAAUCGUCCGUGCCUAGGAUGAUUGGCCAAAGUGUUUAUGGCGUUGGUCCAGUUUUGGCUGCUUUGUCAGCUGGAAGAAGAGAAUUUUAUGCAUUGUAUGUUCAAGAAGGGAUGGAUUUGAGCAAAAAUAAUAGGAAGAAGAAGGACAAGAAGGGCUUUGAGAGAAUUUUAAUGAUGGCUGACAAGAUUGGGUUAAACGUAAAGGAUGUGUCCAAGCAUGAUCUUAAUAUGGCUACUGAUAAUCGACCACAUCAGGGUCUGGUUCUAGAUGCUUCUCCGUUGGAGAUGGUGAAAAUUAACGAAUUGGACCCCGUUUCGGUUGAGGAAGAUAAGGGCUCUCUUUGGGUUGCUUUGGAUGAGGUUACGGAUCCUCAGAAUGUGGGAGCAAUCAUCAGGUCUGCUUACUUCUUUGGAGCUUCUGGGGUGGUGUUAUGUGCCAAGAAUUCAGCUCCACUGAGUGGCGUUGUGAGCAAAGCAAGUGCAGGCUCACUUGAGUUGAUGGAGUUGAGAUACUGCAAGAAUAUGAUGCAGUUCCUAACAUCCUCAGCCGAAAAUGGUUGGCGAGUUCUUGGAGGUUCUGUUUCUGCCAAAGCUAUACCUUUGAACAAGGUUUCACCUAGUGUACCAACAAUUCUUGUUCUGGGAAGUGAGGGCACUGGGUUGAGACCUUUGGUGGAAAGAUCUUGCACUGAUUUGAUUAGAAUCCCGGGGAAUAUUCCCAUGGAAAUUACUGCUGGUGGAGUUGAUGAUACUGAAACCGUGGAAGGGAAUCAUGCGUGCUCAGCUGAAGAGUUCCAAUCAUUUUUGGCUGUGGAGAGCUUAAAUGUCAGCGUUGCAGCUGGUGUGUUGCUUCAUCACUUAACAGGAAACAAUAACGAUGAGGAUGUCGAUGCAGUUAAUCAGCAGACUGACGAACUUGACUGAGGUUCGUCAUACACGUUGUAAUUCAUAUUGGCACUUUUUAAAGCUUUAUCUAAAGUUGGGAGUAGGUUUACAGUUUUUAUUUCCUUAUCGCCUCUUAAUCAGAAAUGUGUGCCAUAACAACUCUAUUUUUUGGUGUUAAAUUGAGUAUCUUAAACGAUUUGAGAUCAUUAAAUUGUGCAUCACAGUUCAUACUAGUGAUAUAUGUGAAGUUUGGACGCUAUUAUU